UGUCAUCACUGCUUGCAAAAUAAACUGCAUCUCCCAGUAGCAGUGAGCUUACUUCCGUAAAUAAAGGCUGCCUCAGCCUUCAAUGGGCUGCACCCUAACGGCUGUGACUUGCAGUAUCGCCUCCUCUCCCCCUUGUGUCGUUAUUAAUACCAAAAACUCCUCAAUACCUGGAAGAAAAGAUCAGAACAUGGCAGCGAGUACGUAGGGAGAUGACCGCUCUGUUACAUUUAUAGUUUUGUCUUGGCCUGGCCGGUCACCGAAAUAGCAAAGGGCUCAUUCAUACGCUUGGACAAUGCCUUUUGAACCGGGUAAGUCGCAGUCUGGGGAACAGUCUGUGGAUGAGCCGAGCAGAGCAAGCCGUGGGGACAAUGUGGAUCCCUCAGGGGAAUCUAUCCAAAAGCGAAUCCGACAAAGCACCCCCAGCCCACACAGAGGAAACACUGCCCAGGCUAGCCCCCCUCGUUUUGUGUCGGUGGAAGAGCUUAUGGACACAGCCAAGGGUGUCUCUAACCUGGCCUUGGCUCAUGAGAUUGUAUUGAAUGGAGGCUUUCAGAUCAAGCCUAUGGAGCUUCCACAAGGAAGUCUGGAAAGAACCAUUCGGGACAUUUUGCACAAAGCAUUCUGGGACUGUUUAGAGGCUCAGUUCAAUGAAGACCCUCCAGUGUAUGACCAUGCAAUAAUAUUGCUGGGAGAAAUUAAAGAGGCCCUGUUCUCAUUUCUGUUACCUGGUCACACCCGACUGAGGAAUCAGAUCAACGAGGUCCUGGACCUAGAGCUCAUUAAGCAGGAGGCAGAAAAGGGAGCUCUGGAUAUCCCUAAGCUUGCAGACUUUACCAUCGGAAUGAUGGGAACAUUGUGUGCCCCAGCCCGGGAUGAGGAGAUCAAAAAGCUGCGGGACAUUAAAGAGCCUGUGCCCUUGUUCAGAGCAAUCUUUGCUGUAUUGGACUUGAUGAAAUUGGACAUGGCCAACUUUGCUGUCAGCAGUAUUCGGCCUCAUCUGAUGAAGCAGUCAGUGGAGUAUGAAAGGAAGAAAUUUCAGGACUUCUUCGACAAGCAGCCAAAUUCUCUGGAUUGUGUAACCAGUUGGCUUCAGGAAACAGUCAGCGAGAUGUACUCCAAGGAUUCUGCUGGAGCUUCUUCUGGACCCCCAUGCCCUGUGUCUGUGUUAAAUCAUGCCUACCUGAAGCUUCUCGCAUGGAAUCAUGAACAGAAACCUUUCCCAGAGACCGUUGUGAUGGACCAGAUCCGAUUUCAGGAGAUGAAGCUGGAAUUGUUGAAGCUCACCUUGCUGGGGACUGUGCUGCUUAUAACGCACAACUCUGCUGGUCCAGCUGUCUCAGGCCUUGCAGGUUUUACAGACCAGAUGAAGAGUCUCAUCAGGCUUUUGCUAGAGGGAGUGGGAACUCCAGGUGUGAAUACAGACGACGUUCUCGCCACGCUCAGUGAGAGGAUCUGCGUGGAAGUGGCCAAGUGCCUGAGUCAGCACGGCUCCACUCCCUUCUCUUCAGAGAGAGAGGAAUCUCUUAAAGGACAGAUCCAGACCGCCUCAUCUCCAUCCAAUCAGAUAUAUCGAAUAAUAGAAUCCAGGAUUCAGUCGUUUUUGUUGAGCUACCUAUCUACCGCCAACCAGAGAGCCAGCCCCACCCUGCUGGGUGGCCUUAGCCCCAUUCAGAAGGAACUAGAAGAACUGGCUGUGAAAUUUGUGCGUCUCGUCAACUACAACAAAAUGGUGUUCAGUCCUUACUAUGACUCCAUCCUGAGCAAAAUGCUGAACAAACAAGACACGCAGCCUUGAAUGUGCAAUCAAUAUAUUGACUGAGAUAAAGAGGAAGCACCGUCACCUCUGCUUUACAUGUAACAGCUUUCAGUGUACUAGACGUGAUGUACUAUCACUGACCGGCACCACACACAUUCAUCUCACACACAGGAUAUCUAAAAAGCCAAAUGAAUAUCUAAUUUCCAUCUACAGGGAAAUUCACUACUGAUAAAAAUCAGAGGAGCCGACCUUUCCGGGUGAGGAAUUUAUUCGCUCAAUCUGGAAAAGCUGUAUCAAUUCCAUAGUGGG
Nanorana parkeri is the source of this 2065-nucleotide messenger RNA. RefSeq names its product t-complex 11 like 1 (gene TCP11L1). The record is from RefSeq and is a predicted model, not a curated record. Bases 293 to 1795 code for a protein of 500 amino acids. Gene Ontology annotation, biological process: signal transduction. The transcript is spliced from 10 exons. Lineage: Eukaryota; Metazoa; Chordata; Amphibia; Anura; Dicroglossidae.